UGCGCAUUAUAGCACGACCAAGCAGCCUCCUGUUUACUUUCCGGUUUUUCAGAUGAGUCCGUCGCGUCAAUUACUCGCUUUUGGGUUAGAUCUUAAAUACUGCUUCCCCUGUCGCUCGAGUUUCUUUCUUCUCGGUCGCUUUUUCGUUUAAAUUUCUUCUCCAGGCCCGCACAUGUGCAAAACCAAAAUGGCGGUCGACGUGUCAGAUCCCAACUCAGUCCGCUCCUCUCGAACUCGUCCAACUCAGGCUUCCCGGACUCGCUCAUCUCAAUCUCCACGAACUCCUUCCACGCAGAGAUUGCCAACCUUCACCGGCUCGUCUACUUCCUCCGCCGCCUCUGCUCCCUCUCUACCCUCAACCUCUAAUACAUCAAGUGCGUUUUACACUACUACUUCGUCGUCCACCGUCUCCACCACCUCCCUCUCCGGCCUCCGCCAAUCCAUCUCUCAAAGUCCUACAAUCUACGACAUCUCUGAGAUUCGCUCCGCCACCAACAACUUCCUCGCCAAACGCUACUCCACUUCUUCCACUGCCUGCUGGCGGUGUACUCUAAGGGACAGGGAGACGAUCAUCUUCCAGCGAAAGUUCCGCCGGAAAAUGGAAAUGUCACAGCUGAGUGAAUAUCUGGGAGUUAUCUGCCGGAGCCACCACACGAGCGUAAUCAAACUAUUGGGGAUUUCAAUAUCAGGAGACCAUAUCUACCUCGUUUACGAGUUCAUCACCGGUGCCAAUCUCGCUGAUUGUCUACGGAACAAGAGAAAUCCGGAUUUCACGGUUCUUUCCUCGUGGACUUCUCGAAUGCAGGUCGCCGCCGACCUGGCUCAUGGACUCGAUUAUAUCCACAAUAAAACAGGCUUGAACUUAACCCUAGUACAUAAGCACAUCAAGAGCAGCAGUGUUAUCGUUACGGAGCCGCAUUUUAAUGCUAAAAUUUGUCAUUUUGGUACAGCACAAUUGUGUGGAGAAGUGCAAGAGAAUAAGAACCAAAGAAAGAAGAGCUCAAUUUCGAAAGGGAAGAGCGAAAUCACUGAAGCGAGUGACGAAGAUGAAGAUAAAGAAGAUAAAUCGAAAGAAUUGAAGAGAUCUAAUAGUGGAGCUAUGCAAUUUGAAGGUGUAAGAGGCUACAUGUCACCGGAAUUUCAAGCCAGCGGAAUAGCAACGCAGGAAUCCGACGUGUUCGCUUUCGGUGUGUUGAUACUGGAAUUAUUGUCCGGCGAGGAACCAUUGAGAUACAAGUACGAUAAGGGAAGAGGAGAUUUUUUACGAACUUCAUUGGUGGAGACGGCGAGAGCGGUGAUCGAUGGUGGGGACGAUGAUGGAGGAAGAGAAGGAAGGUUGAGGCGGUGGAUGGAUAGGAGAUUGAAGGACUCGUUCCCGGUGGACGUGGCGGAGAAACUGACGCGCCUAGCUGUACAAUGCGUACACGUGGAUCCAUCUAAACGGCCAGAUAUGGGACAUGUGGCAGGGAAGAUUUCCAAGUCGUAUUUGGCUUCAAAAACCUGGUCCGACAAUUUGCGAUCGGUCUCCGACCAGAUAACAGUCUCAUUCGCACCUAGAUGAGCUGGAAAAGAAAAAGAUUUUAAAAAAGGCGGCUCUUUUUAUUUUAUUUUUAUUAUUUAUUUUUUAAAUGGAAAUGGAAAUUAUUGGACCAUUUUUUAUGAAUGAUGAUGACAGAAGUGACCGUGUAUUUUUCA
Manihot esculenta (cassava) is the source of this 1695-nucleotide messenger RNA. Its product is annotated as serine/threonine receptor-like kinase NFP. Gene Ontology annotation, molecular function: protein kinase activity; ATP binding. Bases 173 to 1561 code for a protein of 462 amino acids. Lineage: Eukaryota; Viridiplantae; Streptophyta; Magnoliopsida; Malpighiales; Euphorbiaceae. The transcript has a single exon. The record is from RefSeq and is a predicted model, not a curated record. Gene Ontology annotation, biological process: protein phosphorylation.